Molecule: messenger RNA, 2173 nt
Organism: Esox lucius (northern pike)
Lineage: Eukaryota; Metazoa; Chordata; Actinopteri; Esociformes; Esocidae
Gene: traf3ip2a
Product: TRAF3 interacting protein 2a
Exons: 10
Coding region: 292-1647 (451 amino acids)
Biological process (GO): positive regulation of canonical NF-kappaB signal transduction; humoral immune response
Source: RefSeq, a predicted model, not a curated record
AAUGUUUCCUGUUUGUCUCCGAGCUGAUUUGCAUGUAGAGCAAAGAAUACUGGCUGUAAUAUGGGAUUUGAGAAACAUUGAGUAGGUUACAAACUACUAUAUAUGACUAAAGGCACCUUGGUAAAUGUAACCUGAGCUGUAUUUUUCCACUUUUCCGUGCUUGAAGUUGGGAACAUUUAGUAGAUUCACCGAAGAAUUACAAAAUCGCUGACACCUUGUAGAGCUCAAAUUUCCUUCCUGUAUUGUAACCUUUGUUUUUACAAGAAACCCAUUGCUGGUCCUGAGGGAAGAAUGGACUAUUUCAGAGAUUCUCGUCACAGAAGCAUUCCUGUGGAGACAGAUGAAUCGAUGACAUCCUCAACACUGGAUCUAGUGUGGCCCUCAGGCAGUGGAGUGAAGAACGACAGCUGGUUCGCCCCUGGGGUCUGGAGUGGCACAGACCAGGCGGACUACCCCAAAAACCCCUGGAGAAACCCCACAGAAGACCCAGUGGGUCAACGUCCGCCCCAACCCAGAUCCCCCCCUCUACUCGGGCCACCUCAGGAAGACUUAUAUCUUCAGACCGCUGGUCACCCAGCGAAACACCCCCACCUUGCAGACCUCGGGUUAGAUCCUCAGGAUGUCUCUUGCUCUGGGCUUGUCCCGCGGGGUGCGGACGGCUACCAUUGUCCACCCAGCUGGCCACAGCCCUUGGAAUGCUCCCUUGAAGGAGCAGAGCACUUGGAGGCCCCUCUUCCUCUCAGGUCUGACCUGAUCAAAUUCCACCAUGCCCCCCCAAGUCAACCAGCACACAUGCCUCCACAGUGUCCAGAUCCAGAGCGCUGCAGGGGUCAUAGACCACACACAUGUCAGCAGCAUGUAAAUGAAACUUGUCCCUUCAACCGCAAUCAUCAUCAUCACAACCAUCUUCACCAUGUGGAAGCUCAGCAGGAUUCUCCAAAAUACCCAGCACCCUGGGCCCCCACAGCUCAGAAUAGACUGUAUGGACAAGAAGCUCCUAAAGCCCCCUGUUUAAAUCUACCGCAACGCGCCGCUCCUCCCAGAGAGGUCAUGAACGAGGUCAGCGUUGUCCCCUCAUACACAGCCACCCCCAAUCAGCCCGUUGGGGCAGGAACGGCUACGCAGGAGAUCAGGAGGACCGUCAGUCUACCUGAGGAGUGCAGGACUGUUUUCAUUACAUAUUCCGUGGACAUAGCCAGUGAGAUGUUCACCUUUGUCAAGUUCCUGACAGAUCAGGGUUUUAAACCAGCUAUUGACAUCUUUAACAGUGCAGUGCUUAGUCUGGACAUGAACAAGUGGAUGGACACCUAUUUAAAUGACAAGUCUGUGCUGAUCAUUGUGGUCAUCAGUCCCAAGUACAAGGCAGACGUGGAGGGGAAUGGGGAAGACGAGCAUGGUCUUCACACAAAGUACAUCCACACACAGAUCCAGAACGAGUUUAUCCAACAGCGAUGCCUUAAUUUUAGACUGGUACCAGUACUGUUUCCCACUGCAACCAAGAGACAUGUCCCUGCUUGGCUCCAGAGUACCAGGAUCUAUCGGUGGCCCCAGGACACCCAAGACCUGCUUCUCCGUCUGCUAAGAGAAGAACGGUACAUCGCCCCGCCUUUGGGGAAAGAGCUGACCCUCUCCAUACGACCCGUCUGACAACGAUUCAAUUGCUUUUGACCCAUUGCCUUCUGGUACUUCAGAGCGAGUUUGUAUGCUCUGUAUUCACUCACAGGUGAAUACACUGUGUAGCUACAAUAUUUAGUGGACUGGAUCCAACUCAGAAUCGAUGGGAGACAACUAGCUUUACACAAUAAACACAUUAACACGUUAAUAGGUAGCACACUUCUCAGUCACUGGGCCAGUCCUCCCUGUGCUAGUCAGGACAUCCUCUGGUGAUUCAGAGAUCGUUUGCAUGGAAAAUAAUCAUGGGCUUGGUUUGCGGGAUGAGCAGUGUAUCUUAGCACUACCCUAUAAUAGCCUCAAGGUGGCAGUAUUGACUUGUUUCUGUUUCUGGUUGUGGCAAGGUGCUGAGGUUAUGAAUGUGAUAACUGUGCUCAGACACCGAACAGUGGAUUGCGUCGAUGGAGGUUUGGCAGUGCUUUCAAUUAUCCAAACUAAGCUAUUGUCUGUCUAUAAUAAAAUCCAACUCCGAUGUAAAUACCAAUAAAGUAUUCAAAUGUGA